Messenger RNA from Striga hermonthica, 312 nucleotides. The record is from the annotation of a GenBank genome assembly. Lineage: Eukaryota; Viridiplantae; Streptophyta; Magnoliopsida; Lamiales; Orobanchaceae.
AUGGCAAGGGAUAGAAACCCGCUAGUAGUGGGUCGGGUUAUAGGUGAAGUAUUGGAUCCAUUCACAAGAUGCAUUGGGCUUAGAGUUACUUACAACAACAGAAGAGAAGUUUCUAAUGGCUGUGAGUAUAGGCCAUCUCAAGUCCUUAACCAGCCUAGGGUUGAUGUCGGUGGCGAUGAUCUUCGCACUUUCUACACUCUGGUUAUGGUAGACCCUGAUGCUCCAAGCCCUAGUGAUCCUAGUCUUAGAGAAUAUUUGCACUGGGCUCGAUCGAUCGGUCGGUCCGUCUCUAGCUAUCCCAGCAUCAGUUAG